AUGGAGUUGGCCAAUGGGUCUGCAGUCCAGGAAUUUGUGUUACUGGGAUUUGGAGGUGGGCCUCAGAAGCAGUUCCUGCUCCUCAUUUUCUUCACCGUCAUCUACAUGCUCUCUUUAGCUGAGAACAUCUUCAUCAUCACUCUGGUCUUCCUGGAUGCCCACUUGUCCCAGAUUCCAAUGUACAUCCUGCUGAGCAACUUCUCCUGGCUGGAGGUGUGCUAUGUGUCCACCUCUGUGCCCCGUAUGCUCUUCGACUUAGCAUCCUCAAAUGGGAUCAUCUCUUUCCAGGCCUGUUUCUUUCAGUUCUACGUUGUAUUCUCACUUGGCAACACUGAAUUCUUUUUCCUCUCAGCCAUGGCUUUUGAUCGGUACUUGGCCAUCUGCCACCCACUGCGCUACCUACAGAUCAUGUCCCCAACGUUCUGCUAUUGCUUGGUGGCUGCUUGCUGGGUCCUUGGAUUCCUGGGGUACAUUAUUCCAGUGACCGUGAUCUCCAAAUUGUCCUUCUGUGGACCUAACGUCAUUGACCAUUUUGUAUGUGAUCCAGGCCCAAUUCUGUCCCUGGUCUGCCCUCCAAUAGGAAAUGCAGCCCUUAUCUUCCAAGUAUUCUUGAAUGCUCUAUUUUUAGGCAAUGUCUUGUUUGUAGUGCUAUCUUACGGCAUUGUAAUUUUCACCCUCCUGAAAUCCUCCAAGCCAGGCAAUCGAAAGAAGGCCUUCUCCACCAUAUCGAUGCACCUAAUGGUGGUGACCCUUUUCUAUGGCUCAGUAGGAGGCAUGUACUGCAUUCCAAGUGGAGAAAACCAGUCAGCACUGACAAAAGCAAUCACCGUCUUCUACAGUAUCAUCACACCCUUUCUCAACCCCUUGAUCUACUCUCUGAGGAAUGACCAGGUGAAAGAGGCCCUGGGCAGGUUGCUGAAAAGAAGGGCAAGAGGGUGGAAUGAAUGGGAAGAGUCAAAAAGGAAGCUGGAGGGGAAAUGA
Varanus komodoensis (Komodo dragon) is the source of this 981-nucleotide messenger RNA. RefSeq names its product olfactory receptor 11G2-like. Gene Ontology annotation, molecular function: G protein-coupled receptor activity; olfactory receptor activity. Gene Ontology annotation, cellular component: membrane. NCBI's taxonomy places the organism in Eukaryota, Metazoa, Chordata, Lepidosauria, Squamata, Varanidae. The transcript has a single exon. Gene Ontology annotation, biological process: G protein-coupled receptor signaling pathway. The record is from RefSeq and is a predicted model, not a curated record. The coding region runs from base 1 to 981 and encodes 326 amino acids.